Messenger RNA from Petromyzon marinus (sea lamprey), 2388 nucleotides. RefSeq lists its product as uncharacterized. Gene Ontology annotation, cellular component: cytoplasm. Lineage: Eukaryota; Metazoa; Chordata; Hyperoartia; Petromyzontiformes; Petromyzontidae. The record is from RefSeq and is a predicted model, not a curated record.
GUAUUUUAUAAUUUGUGUAUGGUAUACCGUCUGGAACGUACCCACAUGGCAAAUUUCAAGUUUGUUGCAUGUCGGGAAGUAUGCUAAACAUUUUGAACAGACACAUUUACAACUUUGCCUUUUAUAUAUAUGGAGAUUGCCGACUUUUAUUAAAAACUCCAAAGCAUGGGGAGGCCUGUAUCCAGCAUUGGUUUGACAAGGGUUGUAUAGUAUUAUAGUAUGAAAAAUUACGGUGAAUUAUUUUGACAAAUGGUUUCACAUGAACUGUUUCUCAAGACGUAACUUUAUCAUUCUGCCUUAUACACCACAGAUCUGCCACGUGCGAGAGUCCACCAAUAUAAACAUGGAAUAUCUUUCAGGAAUAAAAAAAGACCUAAAAAACAAAAUCUCGAUACUAUUAAGAGGCGAAACCCCCAAAAACAACACCGUGUACACCAUGUACCGCACCAGCGUGGAUGGGGCCAGAGCCAUCCUCUCCGGGGGCUUUAGACGGUCCUCUGAAGGCAUGCUGGGCCCCGGAGUGUACGUGAGCCGCGAUAUUGACAAAGCCAAGGCGUACCCACAAAACGUACCACACGACGACAGGGUGGUUCUGGAGCUCCAAGUUAACGUGGGAAGAGUGAAGAAGAUCGACAGACAGAACCAUCCCCUGCAAAAGGCCUGGCGUUUUGCAGGCUACGACACUGCAUGGGUGCCACCCAACUGUGGGAUGGUACCCAGUGGGCUGGAGGAAGAAUGUGUUUGGGACCCGAACAGACUGACGGUCAUUCGUGUGGUGCAAGCGCCACUGUAUUUUUGGUAUGCUCCUCCAGCUGGUGUGUCCAUGCCUUCAGGUGUCAGAAGGGUACCUCGAUAUUUGGAGUAUGCACCUGCAGCUGAUGUGUCCAUGCCUUCAGGUGUCAGAAGGGUACCUCGAUAUUUGGAGUAUGCACCUGCAGCUGAUGUGUCCAUGCCUUCAGGUGUCAGAAGGGUACCUCAAUAUUUUGGGUAUGCUCCUCCAGCUGAUGUGUCCAUGCCUUCAGGUGUCAGAAGGGUACCUCGACAUUUGGGGUAUGCUCCUCCAGCUGAUGUGUCCAUGCCUCCAGGUGUCAGGAGGGAUCCUCCAUAUUUUGGGUCUGUGCCUCCAGUUAUGUCGAUGGGUCAAUGGGUCAGGAGCGCUCCAUAUUUUGGGUAUGUGCCUACAGCUGAUAUGUCGAUGGGUCAAUGGGUCAGGAUCGCUCCAUAUUUUUAGGUAUGUGCCUCCAGCUGAUACAUCAAUGGGUCAAUGGGUCAGGAGCGCUCCAUAUUUUGGGUAUGCGCCUACAGCUGAUAUGUCCAUGUGCCAAUGUGUCAGGUGUAUUUCUCAAUAUUAUGGGUAAGCGCCUCCAACUGAAAUGUAAAUGGCUGGUGUCAGAUUGGCUCUUCCAUAUUUAGGGCCCACGCCUCCAGCUUGCAUGUCCAUGCCUCCAGGUUUCUGUAAUGAAACUAAUUUUGCAAAUAAAUUGACUUCUAGACAUUACUUCCUAUUUCCUGCUAACCUGUGAGGCAUAUGAUAAUACAUCCCACCUAUUUUAGACCUGUAUAUUAACAAAGCAAGCUGCGGAUCAUUUUCAAUGGCAGACAAUUACAACCGCAGCCAUAUUCAUAGAAAAGUGUAUCCCACACCUUAUAAUCCAGUAGUAUAGUUACGUCUCUAAACCCAUAGACGGCGCUACCAUUUCCAAGUACAGUACUGUAAAUGCUGCCCGACUCGAAACAGCACAGGGUAAACUAAAAGGUGUAGUAGGUUUGAGGCAACGCCGGCGUUUCUUCGUAACCAAGUACAAUCCACAUCUUUGCCAAUAUAAACACACAAAUAUGUGCAAUGCAAGUAUAUUAUGCAAAACAAACAGUCCAUAAUAACUGCAUUGUGACCAUAUUAAUUUUUUUAAGCCUUGCACUAAUUUUUGCAUUUGACGUAUAUUUCGUCGUUUUAUACAGUAUAACUAUAGUCACCCUAUAAUCUUUAAUGCUAACGUUUCUGUAGCAAAGUUUUUGUAAUUUGUCAUGCGAUCAAUCUUGAGGUAAUCUGCCAAAGGUUAUUUGCGCUGCCGGAAAUUGUUUGCAAUAUUUUCGAUUCCUCAUGCCGUACCGUAGUUGAUUUUUGUUCAGAUUUCUUUCUGUUACGCUUUUGCCAUGUUGGUGACGCAGCUCACUCUAACCUGAUUAAACAAAAUAAACUUGAUUGCUUCUAUUGUGGCCAAUUUUCUCAGCACAGAUUUGAUUCUCUCAGCAAGGAGAUGGGGGUGUGCAAUGUCUUUUGAACAUUUAAAGGCGAUAGUUCAUGUACAAUGCCCGUUUAUUAAAGUUUCAUGGGCUUUGAACUGUCAAUGCAUAUACAGUAAAUUGUUAUGAACCUGUACCGAUACC